AUGUUUGCUUCAAAAUCAAUACAUGUUGAACGAUUUUACUAUAGAAGCUUCAACUUACCAAAUGUUAUUCAGUCAAGAAAUAUUGUUGGAUUUGUUAGAAAUGCUCUGGGGUUAGAGCCACCCCCAUCCCCAGACGCUCCACAAGAAUCAAACAGAUUUCAUCCUUGGGAAGAAUCGCCCUGCCCUGAUUUGCGCGCAAGAGCUAUGAGGAUUAAAAAAUUAGCACGUUGUCCAGUUACUGAGAAGGAUAUUAGAUAUACAUGUCCAAUAUCAGGUAUUCCAACUCAUCAUUCCAGGGAAGCGUGGGAAAUGGAUAAGAAUUACCAUCAAAAUAAAAUCUAUGAAAAAUUAAAGAAAGUUAACAUUUAUGAACAUGAUCUAAGAAGUGGUAGAGCCUUCCCAGAAUUUGAUUUUCCAUUAGAACAAGGAUUUGAUAGAGCGGUCAGUUUACAAAAUUGGGAUUUAUUCUUUUAUACAAGACAAUUUUAUUCGAUGGAUACCGAAUUUGAAUUGGCUACAGUCACAAAAAUGUUAAGUUAUCCCAUCACAAUUGCAUCUAUAUUACAUGAAUAUUCUCCAUACUCUUAUAAUAAGAGAGGUCCACUAACUUUAGAAGGUUUGAAGUCCAUUGCUGCUUUAAGAUACACUCUAUAUCCAUCAAAAACUAAAAAUACAUUACCAACUAACAACCCAAUGAGAAUCUUCAUUGUUGGCGCCAGAGCUGAAAGUCAACUACCUGGUCAUGUUUGGAAGCAACUACAGUUUUUGUUCCCUGCACAAGAUUUUGAAAUUCAUUUUAUAGGCCCUGAAUGCCAAUUAAAUGAAACUAGACAAACUGAUUCUACCAGUCCAUUAGUGAAGAAGAUUGAUGAUACAUUAUCAUUAAUAUAUCACCCACAAUAUUUUCAUGAAUUACAUCUAGCCCAAGAUUUUUACCCAUAUGACCCAUACAAUGAUGUUUUUUUCAUUUUCCACCCAGGAUUUGCCUAUAGUGAUACUACAAAUUUAUGGAUGAAUGAUACUAUGAAAGGUCUUCUAGAUACCAAAUGUGCAAUUUUUCAUACUGGUUUCAAUGAAAAUGAUAUAAUGAAUGAUGUAGCAUUACUAAAAGAUAAAUAUGAUAGAGAAUUAGAUGUCUUAUUAGAACCUGUCAAGAAUGUAUUUGGCAGUACCAAGUGGGAGCUAAAUGAUUACAAUCCACAAGAAAUCUAUCAAUUUAAUAUGUAUAUUACUGGUUUUAGAGGAAAGAGAUACCGUGUUCAAAGAGCUUGA
This is a messenger RNA of Arxiozyma heterogenica, 1272 nucleotides long. RefSeq lists its product as uncharacterized. The record is from RefSeq and is a predicted model, not a curated record. Bases 1 to 1272 code for a protein of 423 amino acids. The transcript has a single exon. NCBI's taxonomy places the organism in Eukaryota, Fungi, Ascomycota, Saccharomycetes, Saccharomycetales, Saccharomycetaceae. Gene Ontology annotation, biological process: mitochondrial respiratory chain complex IV assembly.